Lodderomyces parapsilosis is the source of this 4374-nucleotide messenger RNA. It is a transcript of the gene TSC2, whose product is annotated as Tsc2p. Gene Ontology annotation, cellular component: cytoplasm; TSC1-TSC2 complex; nucleus. The coding region runs from base 1 to 4374 and encodes 1457 amino acids. The transcript has a single exon. Lineage: Eukaryota; Fungi; Ascomycota; Pichiomycetes; Serinales; Debaryomycetaceae. Gene Ontology annotation, molecular function: GTPase activator activity. The record is from RefSeq and is a predicted model, not a curated record. Gene Ontology annotation, biological process: negative regulation of TOR signaling; regulation of small GTPase mediated signal transduction; positive regulation of GTPase activity.
AUGUCAACUCAUCACCCCACGUUUGGCACAUCUAGUGGGAUAGGAAGUGUUUUCAAAUCAUUAACCAAAUCAUUCAAACCUUCGUCAUCAUCAUCCCUAUCAUCUUCAUCAAAUACCAAAAAUGUACCAGUCACCAUCAACCCAACAGUUGUAGGAGGAGACCAAAAUUUGCAAAAGAUACUUGAUCAACUACUAUCAAGUUCAUCCUCUCCGCCAUCUCAGUCUCAAGCUUUGGAACAACUAACUGAAAGUGUUGAAAGAUUUUCCCUUUCAUCAAUUCAAGAAAUAUGGUACCUUGUACGACAUUUCUGCGACCCAAGACAACCACGUAAUAUUAGAAGACAAGCCUUCAAAUUGUGUAUUGCAUGUAUUGAAAAGGAUGAUAAUUCGAUGGGCGCGAGGACUCGUUACUUCAGUGAUGUGUACAAGUACACUCAGUUUACCAAACACCAUUUUGAUCCGGAAUUCACAUUGAUUUUGAAAGCAUUGAGUACCUUGUGUAAGGAAGGGCAUGAUAUUCAUGAUUUUAUCAUUUUUGAAGACCAUAGAAACUUGAUUAGAUGGUUUACAAAAGCAGUGGAUACUUUAGUUUCAGUUUCAAAUGAUGACAAUAGAGAGAUUCACCACAUAGAUGUGCAAAUUAGUAAUUGUGUUGAUUUGUUGCAUUUUUUAACCAACUGUUUAAAAUUCAACCAUGCCACGUUAAAAGACUUUGCUAAUGCAAAUGUGUCAAAGCUUGCUUCUUUGCAAACAACAGAUGCGCUGCUACUUCGAGCCAUAGUUGAUUUUUUCAACUGUAUUACUUCGUUUAACAAGUUGAAGAAAGAAAACAUAUCUCAGAUUUUAAAGUUUUUGGCAUUUGCUCACGAACAAUCAACUGACCCGGAUAUAAAGAAACGAGCACUUGAAACAAUUGAGAAUAUGUGUGAUGAAAGCACAUCAGUAUUCAUUGGCACUACAUUGUGUGGUCAAAUCUCUGACCCCUCACUUAAGCAACUUUCCAAUGAGUCUCAUCCGGCAAUCUCUAUUUGUCUUGGCUCUUUAGAUUUGAUAGAGCUAUUACGAGUCAAGAUCAGAUUAGAAAAGAUUAAAUUUGAGUUCCCACUGUUUUUUUAUCUUUCUUCCCUUUUACAUGCUUUGCAAAUGAAGAUACCCUUGAUUGGUAAAAGAGUUUCGAAAAUGUUGGCGGCUGCUUUGGACGGUCUGUUUUACAAGAACUACCUUGGCAGAGAAAGCACUGGACUUUUCAAUGAUAUUUUCCCAUUCCAAGUUUGGUAUUCUGAGGGUUGUUCAAUGUUUGAUAUACUUGAUUCAAUUCAAGUACAUGACGAGGAAGAUGAAUACCUAAUGGAGAGCAUAUGUGACUCAUUAAAGAACCUAUAUCAAUCGCACGAAAUGACUGUUCCUAAAGAUAAAAUGUUGGAUUUUUUCGUCAAGAAAAGCUCACACAUCUCUGAAGACGUAGCUUUAUUUGUCUUGCAAGGUUUCCAAGAAGAGAAAAGUUGCAUCUUGUUGAACCCGUUAUGGUAUGAAACGUCGCUUAGAUUGUUGAGGCAUUUUUAUAUUGGUAAUCGCAGUGUCCCGGUAAGAUUGAAAUGCAUUGAGGUGAUUUACGAAGCAUUCAAGGUGUCAAUGCUAGUAUUUGAGCCAAAGAAUUACAACUAUGACAUCUUUUUGCGGGUAUUCAAACUAUCGAUUGAGGAAACUGAUGAGAUCUUGCUUCAGUAUCUAUGUGGUGAUAUCUUGACGACACUACUUGCUGAAUCCUUGUCGGACGUGUUUUUUGAACUCACGUCUUUGUUGAAACCUUUAUUUGAAAAGAAACUGGCCCCUCCAAAGGAGAUCAUCAUAACAAGAGGUUACAUGAGCUCUAAACCGGCCGCUCCCUCGACUCCCAAGGCAUCUGCGGAAUUUUUAGUCUAUUCAACUAGGGCUAUUUGCACAGCAUUCACAACCUCACCAGCAUCUAGAAAAGAGGAUUGCUAUAAUUUAUUGAUAUUAAUUGCAAACACAACACAGAAUGGAAAAGUUUUGCUUACAAUUGCCAAGUGUCUAACAAGACUCAGAGCAACUGCGGAAAACUAUGUAUACCUCACCAACCCUCAAGAUAUGGUGGGAUUGGCGUCUGCAUUUAAGAGGGAUAAUGUCACACCAACUGCUGGCCAGUUGUGGACGUAUCCUGAAACAGUUGACUAUAUUUCUGCUAAGUACCUCGAUAAGCCAAAAGAGGAACUACAAAUUCUUACCCCCGAAACGAAUGAACAUUCUGCGGAUGUCUAUUACAUUGACAUCAAAAAGUGGCUCAAGGUAAUUUUGCACAUUGUGAGUAACUUUGUUGAAUGGGAAGUUUAUUCGUAUGUGUGGGCACAUUCUUGUUCUCAGUUGUCAAAUAUGCAAUUGUUCAUGCAUUGUGAUGAGGAAGUCCUCGAAUUUAAAACAAUUGUAUGCAAUCAGUUGACUUUAAAACUACCACAAGAGUUGGUAUUCCCCAAAAAUGGCGAUAUUACAAAAGCUGAUUUACAAGUUGCUUUGGUUAGAACAUUCUCAUCACUCAUUGGCUAUCACGAUUUAUUUCUGAAGGCAGAUGAAGAUCAAAUUACAUCGAGUUUAAUAUUUGGAUUGGGAUCAUGGGAAAAAACGGCUAUUCCGUGUAUAAAUAUCCUUACUAUAUGCUGUUAUGAGAUUCCUUUAUCGAUCAAGAAAUACCUCACUUUGAUUUUGACGAAAUUGCAAACACGAGUCACUAGUGCAAAUGCAAGUACGCACACUUUGGAGUUUCUUAGUUCGUUGGUUCAUUUACCCAUUUUGGUAUCCGAUUUCACCAUGGAGGAAUUCAAACGUGUUUUUGGAAUCGCAUUCAAGUAUAUUCAAUAUGCACGUGACACUGAGUUGCGUAAUCCGGACAAUGUUGUUGUGCCUAGUGUGCAACAGCAUGGAGUUGACGCAGAAGUGGAAGUGACACCAUCAACCAAAACAAAAGGUCUUUCAUCUUUCAUGCUGCAGUACAUUCUCAUAUUAUCGUACAAUGUUAUUUCGAGUUGGUUUGUCAAGAUUGAAAUGAGUGAACGGAAAAAGAUUUCGUCGUUUUUGAUCAAGCAAUUGAUUGCAUCUGAUCAAUUGAGUGGAUCGCAGCAACCUAGUGACCAAACAAUUGGGUUUUUGGACUUUGUUAGGAAAUUUACAUUUAGUGAUUUGCCAUUAAAGGUCAAAAAUUCUACAAAAAAGCGACAAAAUAGUGACCAUGACCAUACUGUGUUGAAUCGGUGGAUGGUUGGAUGUUCAGUAGUCAGCAUUGAAACAGAAGUGCAUCUGGGUGAUACGGAAAUUUUGAUUAGAAAACCAACUGGGGUUAGCAAAUUGAUUGUUGAAUUGGAUCACGAGACACAAGUACUGAAAAAAUCACCUGAAGUUAUUGAUCCAAGUUACUAUUUGUUGCAGUUGUUUGAUUCUAAAGUGAAGCCUAUUCCAAUGUUGGAGGAUCCUGUUAUUGCCAGAGGACUAUCAGUCUUGGAUCGUAUACCCAGUGUUGAAUUCCACAAAAUUGGUAUUGUUUACGUUGGUGACAAACAAUCCACAGAAACCGAAGUGUUUUUAAACAAAGUCGGCUCCUUGAAUUAUCUCAAGUUUUUGGAUAAAAUUGGUGUUCUUGUGAGGUUGAAAGACAAUAGGGACAUAUAUACUGGUGGGUUGGAUACCGAAAACGACAUGGAUGGUGAGUAUGCAAGGUGUUGGAGUAGUAAGUUGACCCAAGUCAUAUUUCAUGUAACUACAAUGAUGCAUCGAGAUGAUGAUCCCACCAUUACUAAUCCCAUGGGCAAUGGAUUGAUAUCAAACACGAUUGAAAAUCAAAAGAUUAUCGAUUUGAAGAAACGCCACAUUGGGAACAAUUAUGUCAAUAUAUUCUUUGAUGAAUCAGGCAAUCAAGAUUUCAACUUCAAUUUGAUCAAGAGUCAAUUCAAUUUCUUAAAUAUUGUCAUAUCGCCCCAAACUAUGCAAACUAAAAGAUCGACAUCUUUUCUACACUCACAACAUCAACGGAGAAAAUUUUUCAAAGUCAAGACAUUUAGACGAGCUGGCGUUCCGGCGAUUUUUGCAACUUGUCAUUUCAAACUUGUGAGUGAAGACCAAUUACCGUAUCUUGUUCGAAGUGUUGCUAUCUUGGCUAGUGAAUUUGCCAAUGUAUGGCAUGCAAGUGACAUGUCGGGGAAAUACGUCACCAACUGGGCACAACGAGUUAAACAAUUGCGAUUAUUGUAUGACAAGUCAUUGGAAAAUGCUGAAAAGGAAAAAAGUCAUGACUUGAAUGAAAAUUUUGAACAAACUGCAAUUGCAGAGUUGUAUAAUACAUUUGAGUUUAAUUCUUUUACAUUAUAG